GAUAUGUGGCGUGGGGAGGCAAGCGUGGUGGCGGGAACGGAAGUAUUUCGCGGGAGACGAGGCAGGACGGGUUGCGCGGCGUCUCUCUUCUCAUCUUGCCCUUAUUUCUGCGUCCCGGCGACACCUACACCUGCAAAAAAUGGUAAAGGAGGAGUAUGACGCCGAUAUGGGAGAUGGCCACUCUGGGCACGGGAGCAGAGGCGGCCGCGGGGACCACUCUGAACACUCAGAGCCGGAGCAGAUGCGCAAGCUGUUCAUCGGAGGCUUGGACUACCGCACCACCGACGACAGCCUCAAGGCAUACUUUGAGCAGUAUGGCGAGAUUGUUGACGUGGUGGUGAUGAAGGACCCCAAGACUAAGAGGUCCCGUGGCUUUGGCUUUGUGGCGUUCUCCCAGGCCUACAUGGUGGACGAGGCACAGAAGAACAGGCCCCACAAGAUUGACGGCCGCUCGGUGGACACAAAACGUGCCGUGCCUAGGGACGAGAUUGGCAAACCCGAGGCUGGCGUGACAGUGAAGAAACUGUUCGUUGGCGGCAUUAAGGAUGAUGUGGAUGAGGAUGACCUGCGCGAAACCUUCAGUUCCUUCGGUAACGUUGUGUCAGUCAGCAUCCCCACAGAGAAGGAGUCCCAAAAGAAGAGAGGCUUUGCUUUUGUGGAGUUUGAGGACUACGACGCCGUGGACAAGGCUUGCUCAGUGCACAAGAACAUCCAGCUGAAGGGCAAGAGGGUGGACGUGAAGAAGGCCCUCAGCAAGAACGAGAUCCAGAUGCAGCAGAGGAACCGGAUGGGCGGCAUGGGAGGCAUGGGGCGCGGCGGCGGCAAUGGACCCUGGGCCGGCAACCGCAACGACAGCUGGGGCAACAACCAGGGCGGGGGCUGGCAAGGUAGGCCAGACAACCGUGGCGGGUGGGGCAACCAAGGGAACUACGGAACGCCAAACCAGGGUGGCCCCGGCGGCUACGGCAACCAGGGUGGGUAUGGCAACCAGGGCCCGUGGCAGGGCGGCCCCCCCAACAACCAGGGGUGGAACAACCAGACCAACCAGGGAUGGAACCCACAAGCCAACAACUAUGGUGGCACCCCAAACAGCUGGGGCCAGGGACCUAAUGAUUUUGGCAACAACUACGGCCAGAGCUAUGGUGGCGGCCCGAUGAGGAACCAGGGCUAUGGACAGACGAACCGGUCCACCCCAUACAAUGCUGGUGGCUACAACAACCCCGGCAACAGCGGCCCCAACAGCUACGGUGGCGGCGGCGGCGGGAGCGGUGGCGCUGUCAACAUGAACCAAGGGCCAAACCGUCGCUAUUAGAGUAGCCUUGGGGGGUGGGGGCGUCCCGUGGGUACAUAGCAGUUUAGCCAUGAGGCAGGCAGGCAGAGGCAGGGCUUGAGUCAGGGCCCAGGCAGUCAGGAUAAAGCUAGGAGUGGGGCAGGCGAGCUGAGCUAUAGGGUGGUAGACAGCCAGGCUCCUCAACACCCUGGAGCCUUGCAAGACACAUUCCAUUCGACGCUUGGACUAGCACCCACUGGCCUCUGUAGGGGAGAAUAAGUUUUUUUCCUAAUUUUUUUUUUACACUUUUUUUUUAUAUUUGUGCUUGCAUUUUAUAUACUUAGGAUAAUGUGUAGUAUAAUAAUAAUAAUAAAAAAGAAAAAAAAACAUUACUAUCAUAUAUUGAAAUAACCAAAGCAUAGUCAGCUCUUUGUAUUAUGUGUGCAGAAUUGUAACUUUCAUUUUACAAAUAAAUUAAUCCUAAGA
Messenger RNA from Scylla paramamosain (green mud crab), 1756 nucleotides. Its product is annotated as heterogeneous nuclear ribonucleoprotein A1, A2/B1 homolog. Lineage: Eukaryota; Metazoa; Arthropoda; Malacostraca; Decapoda; Portunidae. The record is from RefSeq and is a predicted model, not a curated record. Gene Ontology annotation, molecular function: mRNA 3'-UTR binding. Bases 140 to 1312 code for a protein of 390 amino acids. The transcript is spliced from 8 exons. Gene Ontology annotation, cellular component: catalytic step 2 spliceosome. Gene Ontology annotation, biological process: mRNA splicing, via spliceosome.